This is a messenger RNA of Anopheles merus, 7967 nucleotides long. It is a transcript of the gene fru, whose product is annotated as protein abrupt. Gene Ontology annotation, molecular function: protein binding. The transcript has 8 exons. Gene Ontology annotation, biological process: regulation of transcription by RNA polymerase II. Lineage: Eukaryota; Metazoa; Arthropoda; Insecta; Diptera; Culicidae. The record is from RefSeq and is a predicted model, not a curated record. The coding region runs from base 795 to 3722 and encodes 975 amino acids. Gene Ontology annotation, cellular component: nucleus.
CGCCCGGAAAAUUGCCACCCGGAAAUCAAAUAUACACUCACACAGCCCCACAGCACAACUCGAUUACCAAGCGUGGCAGUAGGGCAAGUACCCAAACAGACAGACAGGACCAGUCGGUGCAGUUGCACACGCUGCUGCGGUGCACCGUUUCCGUAGCGUUGCGAGGCGUUAAGCUGUUGGGCGGCCUUGCCUACCUACCAGGCGCAUCCAUCGAGCUCGAGCGCGUGCGGUAGUUGUGUGUGUGUGUAUGUGUGUGUGUGAUUAGUGAAGCUUUUCCGAUCCGGUGGAUUUGAGUGGAAACGAAGUUGAUAGAGAGAAAGAGAGAAAAAAAAACCACACACACAAAACGAGAUAAACGAACACAGGCUACGACAAGACAAGCAUCCCAAGACAAGUGUAGCUGAUUCGUAUGUGCGUGCCUGUGUGUGUGUGCGUGCAUCAGUGUGUGAGUGUGUGUCUGUGAAGCCACGUGGGGGAAAGAAUGACCGUGAUGUUGGUGGCACUAGCAGCCGUUAGUAACGCAGCGUUUGAGUCCGUUCAAAACAACGCUCGCAGCGCGGUGCACUGAGUGCAGUGAGCCGCAAAGUGUUCCGUCGCAAAUUUCUCGACCGUUUUGUUCCGCCUGUGACAACCCGACCAGACCAGAGCAGCGUUUGCCCGGCCGUCUUUCGGUCGAGCCGCAUCAGCCUACCAGCCCCGUGACCGUUACGGGACCUAACGGGCCCGAACCUUAAAGCUCCAACCGCACCACCGCAGCAGCAGCAGCAGCAUCGGCAGCAUCGGACUUGUUCAACAUGGCUUCCUCACCGGCACUUCCACUGUACGCGAGCCGCUAUCCGACGCCGAACGGAUACCCGCAGAUCAACGGGGAGGUCGACGCGCCGCUCGACUUUCGCAAGGUGGAAUCGCUACGCAGGAACAGCACCGACACCGGCAUCAUGGACCAGCAAUACUGUCUGCGCUGGAACAAUCAUCAGUCUAACUUAACCACCGUGCUCACCACGCUCCUACAAGAUGAGAAACUGUGCGACGUCACGCUCGCCUGCGAGAAGGGCAUGGUCAAAGCACACCAAGCGAUCCUGUCCGCCUGCAGCCCGUACUUCGAGCAGAUAUUCGUCGAGAACAAGCAUCCCCAUCCAAUCAUCUAUCUGCGCGACGUGGAGGUGAACGAGAUGCGCGCCCUGCUCGACUUCAUGUACCAGGGCGAGGUGAACGUGGGCCAGCACAACUUGCAGAACUUUCUCAAGACCGCCGAAAGUUUGAAGGUACGGGGACUGACCGAAAGCAGUGCCGACCGGUAUUCGGCCGAUACGGACAGCAAGCUGCGCUCGGAGCGGAUCCGGGACUCGCGGGACGAGCGCGACUCGCUACCAAACGCAUCCAGCAACAACAGCAGCAACAACAACAACAACAACAACAAUAAUAACAACAGCAGCAGCAACAACAACAACAACAACACGAUCAGCAGUAACAACAACAACAACAACUCCCUGCACCAUGGGCCGCUGCGCGACAAGGAGCUGACCGAGCACGAACAGCUCGAGCGGCUUCAGCAGCAGCAACAGCAAACGCACCACCAGCAGCAGCAGCAUCCGUCGUCGCACCAGCAGCAGUCGCAGCAGCAUCCGUCGUCGCAGCAUCAGCAGCCGACGCACCAAACGCACCAUCAUCACCAUCACCAUCAGCACGGUGGUGGUGGCGGUGGCGGUGGCGGCGGCGGUGGAGGCGGCGGCAGUGCCGGCCCGGUGCAGCAACCGUCCCGGAGCGCGAGCAUCGAUCUGAUGCAGUCGGCGCUGGUGGACGAGCGCGACUAUCUGGCGGCGGAGGAUCGCGAGAUCAGCACGGUAGAGAAUAAGAAGAAGCGCAAAAUGUCCACCACCUGUGAUAACUCAUCGCCCUCGACGCCGUCCCUGAUGAACGAACGGCAAGGGGGGUACGAAUCGCAGGCCUCGUCACACAGUAGCUUCAAGCAGAGCCCGAAACCGGAGGACGAGUUUAAGGUGAGCUCGCCGGCCCCGGUCCAUCCGCUGGCGGGCCAUCCGCUGAGCGGCAUCAAGCAGGAGCUGCCCGAGCUGCCGGUGCGCCAUUCGCUGUCCUCCGAGCUGAUGCAGCCUUUACCGAUCAACAUGAACGCGGACGAUAUGAACAAUAUCCUAGCACCCGGCAACAUGGGAUCGCUCAACGAGAGCGGUGACAGUGACGCCCACCUGUCACAUCCGGAUCAUCCAGACAAUAUCGAUGGUGACCGUAUGUUGCGUCUAGCGAUGGCGUCACGUCACCACCAUCAUCGUGCCGGUUUGCAUCAUCACGAUCUCGCCUCUGGAGUGGUUGUGAAUGCCGUUUUGGCAGCCGGAGGAGGAGGAGGAGGAAGCGGCUGCGUUAAUGGGAGCCGCACUGUUGGCGCAGGAGGCAUGGCAGGAGGAGGCAGUGAUGGGCCAGAGUAUGAAGGUGCAGGUCGCGGUGGGGUAGGGUCAGGGAUAGGAGGAGGAGGAGGAGGUGGAGGAGGAGGUAGGGCGGUAGGAGGAGUAGGUACGACGGGAGCAGAGAAACAGCAGCAGAACCGCAGCAACCAUCACCGGACCACCGAGCAGGCGGAUCGUGAGGCGAGCGUGUGUGCCGCAGUAGGAGGAGGAACAGGACCAGCAGCAGCAGGUGUAGGAGGGUUAGGGUGCGAUAGUGGUGCGGCAGCAGCGGCUGCAGCAGCAGCAGCAGCGGCCAGUAUGCUUGGCUUCAGUGGCGUUCCGCUUCCGCUCGGCGGUAGUAGUAGUCUCGUCGAGUCGCUGGUCGAACAUCACCGCCUGGCCGCGAGCCUAGGAGGAGGAGCAGUAGGAGGCGGGAGUGGAGCUGGCGGUGGGGCAGGCAGCUCAGGAGGCAGUGGAGGAGGUCUCGCGAACGGGUCACCGUACGGUGGAGGAGGGCAUCAUCUGUCCCACCAUCAUGGGGGUGCUGCGGCCGCCACCGGACACCACCAUCAUCAGCACCACGCCGCACCGCACCACCAUUCCCUGCAGCAGCAGCAUGCGAGCAGUGCCUUCAACAGUGCCGGCGAUGCCCGCUCGGGAGUGGCGGUAGCGGCAGCGGCCGCCGCAGCAGCAGCAGCCGCCGCGGCGGCAGCCCUCAACUCCGGUGGUGGGCCGCCGCCGGAUGGCAGCGGCAGCGGUAGCCGGUGUAGCAAACCAUCCGUCACGUCGACAACCCCACCGACACCGGCAUCCCUGUCGUCGUCCUCGUCGUCCUCGUCCUCUGCCUCCUCGACGUCACUGUGCGGGGGUAAUGGCGGUGGAGGCGGUACAGGAGCAUCCGGUGGUGGCUUUCUCAUCACCGGUGACCCAUCCGACACCAUAGGUACUGGAGGUGGAGGAGGAGGAGCUGGCGGGCCACUCCGUGGUAGUAGCGGUGGGGCCGGUGGUGGCAGCAGCGGCGGUGGCGGCAAUGGUGGCACUUCCGGCGGUGGAUCAAGCACGACGCGGCGCGAUCACAACAUCGACUACUCGUCGCUGUUCAUACAGCUGACCGGCACCUUCCCGACGCUAUACAGCUGCGUCAGCUGUCACAAGACCGUCUCGAAUCGGUGGCACCACGCAAACAUACAUCGGCCCCAGAGCCACGAGUGUCCGGUGUGCGGGCAGAAGUUCACCCGGCGCGACAAUAUGAAGGCUCACUGCAAGGUGAAGCACCCGGAGCUGAGGGACCGCUUCUACAACCACAUCGUACACAUGUGAUUAAGCGCCGCCCGAAACAAGCAGCGGCUGAAGUAUAAGAAGAACCUGUUCGUGUAAAGCGUGGUCGCUCGCUCGCUCUCUCUCCAUGCACACCACCGUCUUCACACUCACUGGGGUAGGUCCUUGAACACGAGUCGCUCGCGCACACACGAGCCAAAUGAUUGUCCUCUGCUCACGUGGGUGAGUGUGUUGUAGGAGAUGUGCAUGGCUCAGCCGUUGUAGAGUAAGGAUUGACUGCUCUACACAUAUUAUUGCAGCAGCAGUAGCGCGCCAUCCAAGCGAGUUGAUUGACAUAUACCGUAUACCGGACCCCAUUUUUCCUCCCACAGUAUGGAUGAUAUUUAUAUACGCAUACAACAUUCAUACCAACGUAGUAUUGCCUUUCAUGUCUUGAGGUUAGACAUUUUACAUACGAUGAGCAUAUAUAUAUAUAUAUAAUUAUAUUGUCGAUGGUGGACGUGUGUGCAUAGAUCGCUACGUCAUAGAUGAGGCCUGCAAUAGGAUUGUUUCCGUUCGCAGCACAUCGCGCCUGUAGUGUGAUGAUCGCAUACUCCUCCUAUAUCUUGUAUGGUAAAAAUGUGCAUUUUGGAGUAUAUAUAUAUAUUUAAUGACAUGGACAACACGUACUUUCAAUGAAGUGAGAUGACCAUUAUUUCCAGCAGCGCUAGACAGAGCAGGAUCAUAUUAGCUCUGUGCUGCUAAACGUCAUGGUUUUAAACAUCGUGAAAGGUGCAACAUGAGAAAGAUAGAUAGAGAGAGAGAGACAGCUAGACGAUAAAGGAUUGAAUUAAAAGGAUUGAAGAUAAUUAAGGGGCGCAAGAGGAGUAAUUUAUACUAACCAAAAUUCAAACCAAGCACUCUGGAGGUCUCGAGCGCAUACUAGACUUCUGUAUUAACAUUCUUGGUCCUCUGGUAGGCCAUAGCGUUGGAAAAGAAAAGUGCUACUUGGUGCUAAAAAGUAACUAAUCUCGUGUUAAAAGCACAAAUGUGCUGCAAAUUGCAUACCUUCCGAAGUGCAGUAAUUAUUGUAGUAGUUUUGUUAGGUUCCAUUAGAGAUAUAAUCAGUUCAGCUUGCUUGUUUAAUGUUGCGUAAUGUUCUCACCUGUUCAACCUGAGUGACGAUCUCAAUAGCGUUCAGUACGGAUUUGUAGUUAUGUCUUUUCUCGAUCUCUCUCCAGUUUCUUGUCUCUUUCUCAUGUUCGCUUCCGCACCUAGCUAGUUCAUUACGGGCAUUAUAUUGAUCCCUUUCCGUUGUACGUUUAUGCGUUAGUCCAAUGCAUUAUCUGUCCUAGCAUAUGCACAAGAGAGGGUUUGUAGCGAUUACGCGUCGACCCCUAUCACUGGGUUUUGCUGCAGUUUUGCUACCCCACUUUGUACAGAUCUGUACGCGCGGCCUCUUCCAUACUUUUGGCCCGAGAAUCGGGCGUGUGUGCGCUCUCCAUUUCCCCCAAUGUGUUGCUCUUUCGAAUCCGUAGUGGUGUCGUUGUUGGUUGCCUUUCCGUUGCGCGUUUCCUUCUCCCUCCACACUGCGGUGUCUGUUCGGGUGCGGGCGUGCGCCAUGUUUGUCUUGGGUAAAGUGUUUAUGUUCAAAAUUUACAGAAUCCAAUUUACAAACCAAAUGUAGUAGUACAUAUUACAGCCCGGAAAAAAGAGGAGCCAUUUAGUAAAACACUUACGCUCAGGCUAUUAUAGUGUGCUUCGCGGUUUAGGAUUAGACAAGUUGACAAGUUUUUUAGAAAUGAGCCAGUAUCUUACAGGAACAAAACAAACACUCUGACACACAUAGGAAGUAUAAUACAGCCAAUUAUAUUAAACUAUAUACACAUUCAAGACACCGAAAGUAAAACGGAAAACAGUAACCAGACAGAAGAAAUAAGAAAAAAAGCAACAACAACAACAACAAGGAACUGUAGAAAUAUCUACAAACACAUAUACAUUUAUAUUUUUAUAUGAUAUGGAAACUAUAUUUAUAUGCGUAGAUGGCCCUCCCCCGGUAAAAAAGAAAAAAAAACGAAAAAAAUAAAAUAGUGAACUUGCAAUAGUAAUAUCGAUUGCGUAGUUGAUAGAUUUAUAGAGACAAUUUAAACAAAUGUAUUAACAAUAAUAACUACAACUAUAAUCCCAAAAGCAAGACAAGUAAAAAGAAGACGUGAAACACAACAAUGCCAGCCCAAUGAAAAAGAAAAAAAAGAUAACUACAUAGUAUUAAAACAAACAAAUAAUGGAAGCUAAACAAAACAAGAAGUCGUCAAGACAUGGUAGUAACCGAACAAAACUUGUCAUGAUGAGUAGAAGUAAUUCAACCGUAGGUCAGAAAUAACCGUAUGGGCUUAUUGAUUGAUACCUUACACAUAGUGUUAUGAAAACGUAACGUUUAAGUAAAGCAAAUGAAACCAAAAGUAACCGAACAAAAGGUAGAUGAAAGGGAGGAAGGAACACACAAACCAGAGCUAAACCACCAACAACCAAACUAAACAUUAGAUAAAUCGUACGAUGUGAUAUUUAGAGAUAGUAACAAAAACAAAACUGGAGGAAGCAAAACGAACAACAGCAACAACAAGAAGAGAAAAAAACAGUCACAGACGCACACACAUAUUAGGCCUUUUUUUGGGGGGAAGGGGGGGGGGCGGUUGUUCUCUUAUGUUCUUCUUUGUGCGAACGCUCUUCUUUGUGCUCUUCUUAUUACGAUUGGUAAUAAGGACGCAUAUACAUUGGGCUCUGAUCCGACUGUCUUCUUAUUGCAAUGUUUGUGGUUAACAAGAGCUAGUUGGGGAUUCAUUUGUGUUGAAGGGGGUAUGGGGAGGACAGAGAGGGGGGAAUGUAGGGAGAAUAGAAUGAAAUCUCAGGCAUGUAAAUGUAUGGCCAACUGGAAGGGCAUCUGAGGUGAAGGGGGGAGUCGCAUGUCAGAAAAGUCGUCGAACUACUUGGGCGCUUGUUGCGUAUCGUUCGCCCCGUUUAGAUUCGUGUUACAAAGUAGUAGACAUCUUGGAUGUGUGUAUGUGUUUCUGGAUGUGCGCAAGGCAAAGCAGCAGCAUCGCAUGAGUCAACGGUCAAACUUUGAUUUUGCACAUGAGUGAGUAAGUUGAGUGAGUGUCCACUGAGUGACGCGCGCAAAUGAGCAGCGUGCAUCGCGCUCGCUUGCUAACACUGCUCGAUGUUGAGAUCUGGAGCUUAGUGUACUUAGUCCAGUAGUAGCAGUACAUUUUGUAGUAUUACCUCUUCCUCGCUGUCACUACUUCACGCCCGUUUCGGUGCAAACUCUGCGCUCCCGCUCGUCGUCUCAUUUCCCCAUAUAUAUUAUAAUUAAAACAGACUAGAAAAAAAAAACAAAAUGGUGAAAAAACGGUGAGUUAGCGGGGCGAUGAACUAACUAGAGUUUUUUUUUAUUCUCGUUUAUUUGUUCAUUUAACAAGUUUUUCUUCGCUUCCUUUUGGUACUCUCAUUUUCGCUUUGUCCAUUUUGGUGUAUUCAUAUCAAAUUUGAGUCUGUGUUUUUUUUUCUUUGGUUAUGAGUAGCAAGUCGUGAGAUGUGUAUUUUCUCUCCCUCUCUCUCUCUCCCCCCUCUCUCUCUCGCUCUCUCUCUCUUCUCUCUCUCCCUCUCCCUCUCUGUGGAACAUUCUGCUUAAAAGCACUGUUACGUUAUUGGGGUUUCCAUGUGUCGAUAGUUGUGUGCGGCAUCACACGUACUCACUCCGCUCAACCUGAGUAGACAUUAAUAGUAGCGCAUCUCCCCUAUGCAGAUAUUAGUCGUGGGUCAUCACGGCCACACUCACUACUACCACGGGUGCCUCUCGUUAUUCGACUAUCAUCUGCGUGUGGUAUAGCGUGCUCGUUUCUGUGUGACCGUGGCUGCGAGAACAUGGUUGGGAGAAGGGAAGGUCCAUAUGCCAACAGCCUCAAACGCAUGUCAAUGUCUCCACUGUUUUUCAAUCAAUUCUCUUAGCUGUAUUUGUACCUAGUUCUUUGACACCAAAUUUUGACGUGUGUUUGUGUGUGUGUGUGUGUUGUGUGUGUGUGCUGUCGUAUAUUCUUCUUGUCUGUGUUUGUAAGUGUCUAUGUGAGAGUCCGGGAAGGAGCUUGGUUCGAGUGCGCUCUGGUCGUCAUCUAAUUUUGUUGUUAUUUGUUCUGUUGUUUUCUACUGUGUGUGUAAUCGCUGCACUACUACUGUACUUUACUGUACCUUUACUUUGUCGCUUCCUUCCAUGUAUAAAAUCGUAUCGUACAGUAACAAUAAAAAUACAUAGAC